Molecule: messenger RNA, 3013 nt
Organism: Mirounga angustirostris (Northern elephant seal)
Lineage: Eukaryota; Metazoa; Chordata; Mammalia; Carnivora; Phocidae
Product: protocadherin alpha-5-like
Exons: 1
Coding region: 434-2902 (822 amino acids)
Biological process (GO): homophilic cell-cell adhesion
Cellular component (GO): plasma membrane
Molecular function (GO): calcium ion binding
Source: RefSeq, a predicted model, not a curated record
CUAGUAAAGACUGAUGUGGCACGACUAAAGUAGCAUUGAUUUUGCAGUAUUUUAAUGAAAACUGAUAUUCUUUAUUAUAAUCUUAACGAUGUAUUUAGAGAUAAGGAAAAUAAAGAAUACCUAAAAGUCAUUGAAAUUGGGAAAUAUAAGGCAAAUAAAACAUAACAAAGUAAAAACUCACCCUUUCAUCCACAUGAUGGCGCUGGAAACCGCAAGUUUGGUGGUUGGCUUCUCCCCCCCGCCCCUUUCCCAAUAAAGGAAUACAGUGUGUUAGUUUAUUUUCCUUAGAAAGGAAAAGGCUACUCCUUUUUUUACUCUGAUGCUGAGGCUGAAAAGGUGAGCAAAUAAAAAAUUAUAGCAAAUUGGGAAUUAGGUUUACAAAAGCUAUCGUGUGGUAGUGCAAUAGACAUUUAAAAAUUGCAACGAAUUUGCGAUGGUAUAUUCCCAGAGAAGAAGUCCAGGUUCCCGGCGCCUGCUGCUCUCGCUUCUGCUCCUCGCAGUCUGGGAAGCUGGGAGCGGCCAGGUCCACUACUCGGUCCCGGAAGAGGUCAAACACGGCACCUUCGUGGGCCGCAUCGCCCAAGACCUGGGGCUGGAGCAGGCGGAGCUGGUGCCGCGCCUUUUCCGAGUGGCGUCCAAAGGUCAUAGAGACCUUCUGGAGGUAAAUCUGCAGAAUGGCAUUUUGUUUGUGAAUUCUCGGAUCGACCGGGAGGAGCUGUGCGGGCGGAGUCUGGAGUGCAGCAUCCACCUGGAGGUGAUCGUGGACAGGCCGCUUCAGGUUUUCCAUGUAGAGGUGGAGGUGAAGGACAUUAACGACAACCCGCCAAGGUUUUUCCGACAGGAACAAAGAUUAUUUAUUUUAGAGUCAAGAACAGUGGAUUCCCGGUUUCCGCUAGAGGGCGCAUCUGAUAUGGAUGUCGGAGCAAACGCAGAAUUGAGAUACAAAUUAAAUCCUAAUGAAUAUUUUGAUUUGGAUGUUAAAGCAAAUGAAGAAGAAACAAACAUUUUAGAGCUGGUCUUAAAGAAAGCAGUAGAUCGAGAAGAAAUCCAGGAACAUCUUUUAUUACUGACUGCAAUUGAUGGAGGAAAACCUGAACUAACAGGUACAGUUCAAUUAUUGAUCAACGUAUUGGAUGCGAAUGAUAAUGCCCCCAAAUUUGGUAAAUCAGUUUAUAAUAUCAGAUUAUUAGAAAAUGCACCGAAUGGGACAUUAGUUAUUAAACUGAAUGCCUCAGAUGCAGAUGACGGCAUUAAUAAGGAAAUAGUAUACCUCUUUAGUGAUCUUGUUCUUGACAAUGUCAAAUCUAAAUUUAUAAUCGAUUCGAAUAAUGGGGAAAUAACAGUUAAGGGAGAACUGGAUUACGAAGACUGUAAUUUAUAUGAAAUUAAUAUUGAUGCUGUAGAUAGAAGUCCAUUCCCAUUAACUGGACACUGCAAAGUAAUAGUAAAACUCCUAGAUGAGAAUGAUAAUACCCCAGAGAUGGUCAUAACUUCCAUAUCUCUGCCGGUCCAAGAGGACGCUUCAGUGGGGACUGUCAUCGCCCUGAUCAGUCUGUCCGACCGCGACUCUGGUCUCAAUGGGCAGGUGACCUGCACCCUGUCACCCCGCGUUCCCUUCAAGCUGGUGUCCACCUUCAAAAACUACUAUUCGCUGGUGCUGGACAGCGCCCUGGACCGAGAGAGCGUGGCGGACUAUGAGCUGGUGGUGACAGCACGAGACGGGGGAUCGCCUUCGCUGUCCACCACAGCUAGCAUGUACGUUGAGGUGGCGGACGUGAACGACAACGCGCCGGCAUUCGCGCAGCCCGAGUACACGGUGUUCGUGAAGGAGAACAACCCGCCCGGCUGCCACAUCUUCACGGUGUCUGCGCGGGACGCCGACGCGCAGGAGAACGCGCUGGUGUCCUACUCGCUGGUGGAGCGGCGCGUGGGCGAGCGAGCGCUGUCGAGCUACGUGUCGGUGCACGCGGAGAGCGGCAAGGUGUACGCGCUGCAGCCGCUGGACCACGAGGAGCUGGAGCUGCUGCAGUUCCAAGUGAGCGCGCGCGACGCGGGCGUGCCUCCCCUGGGCAGCAACGUGACGCUGCAGGUGUUCGUGCUGGACGAGAACGACAACGCGCCCGCGCUGCUGCCGCGGCCGGGGGCGGGCGGCGGCGGCGGCGGCGCUGUGAGCGAGCUGGUGUCGCGGUCGGUGGGCGCGGGCCACGUGGUGGCGAAGGUGCGCGCGGUGGACGCCGACUCUGGCUACAACGCGUGGCUGUCGUACGAGCUGCGGCCGGCGGCGGGUGGCGCGCGCAGCCCGUUCCGCGUGGCGCUGUACACGGGCGAGAUCAGCACGACGCGCACCCUGGACGAGGCGGACUCGCCGCGCCAGCGCCUGCUGGUGCUGGUGAAGGACCACGGCGAGCCGGCGCUCACGGCCACGGCCACUGUGUUGCUGUCGCUGGUGGAGAGCGGCCAGGCGCCCAAGGCGUCGUCGCGGGUGCUGGCGGGCGCCGCUGGCGCCGAGACGGCGCUGCUGGAUGUCAACGUGUACCUGAUCAUCGCCAUCUGCGCGGUGUCCAGCCUGUUGGUGCUCACGCUGCUGCUGUACACGGCGCUGCGCUGCUCGGCGCCGCCCGCGGAGGGCGCGUGCGCGCCUGGGAAGCCCACGCUGGUGUGCUCCAGCGCGGUGGGGAGCUGGUCGUACUCGCAGCAGAGGCGGCAGAGGGUGUGCUCCGGGGAGGGCCCGCCCCCGGCCCCGCCCCCGCCCCCGCCCAAGACCGACCUCAUGGCCUUCAGCCCCAGCGUACCUCAGGGUCCCAGCUCUGCAGGCACUGUGAGUCUCAAAAAUAAUUUUCACAAUAAUUUUCGUUUUAAAUCUUUAAUAUUUAUUAUUUCCCUCCAUCUUUUUUAUCUUUAAUUAUGUUUUUUUUUUUGUUCUUGAGAGUGAAUGAGUUUAUCAGCUCUUUCCUGAGAACAGUUUUUCAGAAAGAGGGUGAAGGGGUGCACAAAACGGCACCGAGCUCCUGGC